Cladocopium goreaui is the source of this 5571-nucleotide messenger RNA. The record is from the annotation of a GenBank genome assembly. Lineage: Eukaryota; Dinophyceae; Suessiales; Symbiodiniaceae.
AUGUGGGAAAAAAUUCGCGUCAUCUUUACGAUCCCGGAACUUCGUCAGAAGAUUCUGCUCACGCUGGGAUUGUUGGCCAUCUACCGUGUUGGGUGGCAAAUCCCGCUCGCCAUCGUCGAUCAAGAGGCGAUGAAGCAGCUCUUCUCAGACAGCUCUGGCCUGACCAGCGUCCUCAAGCAAGUGGCCGUGUUCAGUGCGAGCAAUCUCAGCCAAAGCACGAUCUUUGGUCUGGGGAUCAUGCCGUAUAUUUCUGCCUCGAUUAUCUUCCAGUUGCUUUCCAGCGUCUGGGAGCCGCUCGAGCGAUUGCGGAAAGAGGGCGAAAGCGGCCAAAAGAAAAUCAACGAAUACACCCGUUAUGCCACAGUGAUCAUCUGCUUUGCACAGAGUUGGUUCUACGUGUCGUGGAUGGCCGGGGCCGAAUUGAUCAAGCCGGAGUUCCUCACCGAUGGACAACUCGGUUGGAUCUGGCACUUCACCGCCGUCAUGACAAUGACCACCGGCACGGUAUUCCUCAUGUGGUUGGGUGAACAGAUCGACGAAUACGGUAUCGGCAACGGUAUCAGCUUGCUCAUCAUGGCCGGUAUUUUGGCCGGCAUGCCGCAGGCUGGGUUCUCCGUGAUCGAGCCGAUGCUCAAGAACGGCGUCACCCUCGGCGGCACCGGAGGCACGGGCGUCGAACUGCUCGUCAUUCUGGUCACGCUGUUUAUCGGUGUGGUUGUGGGCGUGGUGUUCAUCACCCAGGGCCAGCGACGUAUUCCGACGCAAAGUGCCAAGCACGUGCGUGGCCGUCGGGUCUUCGGCGGUGGUCGCCAGUUCCUGCCGUUGCGAGUGAAUCAGGCUGGCGUGAUGCCGAUCAUCUUCGCCAGUAGCUUGUUGAUGUUCCCCUGGUUCAUCUUGCGAGCUGCCGCGAACGCCUACCCAACAUCGAACUGGAUUCAGGGCCUGGAGCAGGCGUUCAGCCGUGGUACUUCGUUCACCUACAACCUGCUCUACGUAGCGCUGAUCUACUUCUUCUGCUACUUCUGGACCGCCAUUACCUUCAACCCGAAGGACAUGGCCCAGAACUUGAAAGACUACGGAAGCUUCAUCCCCGGCUACCGUCCCGGCAAGCGAACCGCGGACUACUUGGAACGGGUGAUGGUGCGAAUUACAUACGUGGGGGCAGGGUUCCUGGCCCUGGUGGCAAUUUUGCCGACGAUUAUCUCCGAAUCGGCCAACAUCGAUAUGCAGGUAGCCAUGUUCUACGGGGGCACGGGCUUGCUGAUUGCUGUGAGUGUGGCAUUCGAUCUCGUGCAAAAGAUUGACAGCCACCUGGUGAUGAGGAAUUAUCGAGGUCGUACGAUGCUGCUUGUCUUUUUAGGACCACCAGGUGCAGGGAAGGGCACGCAGUCGAAGAAGCUGACCGCUCACUUCGAUAUUCCCCACCUCUCCACCGGUGAAAUGCUGCGGAUGGCCUGCAGCGAAGGCACGCAGAUCGGAAAGUUGGCCGAGUCCUACAUGAGCUCCGGGCAAUUGGUGCCCGACCCGAUCAUCUUGUCGAUCGUGGGAGACUGCCUGGACCGCGGCGAUUUCGACAACGGUUGCUUGUUCGACGGGUUUCCGCGAACGAUUGGUCAGGCCCAGUCGCUCGAUGCUUCGCUCAAGCAGCGUGGGACUCCGCUCGACGCUGUGCUCGAAUUGAAAGUAGAUGAUGAAGAACUCGAGCACCGCUUGAUGUCGCGGGGCCGGGACGACGACCGCAUCGAAGUUGUUCGCAAACGGCUCAAAGGCUAUCACGAUACGACUCAACCGCUGGUGCAGUACUACAGUAAGCAAGGGAUCCUAUGCCCCAUCGACGCAAUCGGGUCUCCCGACGAAGUCUUCGAACGCGUGCAGAACCUUCUGUCCCCCCGCGAAAUCGCCACCAUGCGGCAAGCCGGGCUCGUAGUCUGGGAGGCCCAUCAACUGGCCGCCAAGAUGCUUGCCCCGGGCGUGACCACGGCCGAGAUCGACGCUGCUGUCGAAGAACACUUCCUCAGCAAAGGCGCUAUCCCUCUGUUCAAGGGUGUGCCCGGCAAGGUUCCGUUUCCCGCGGUCACUUGCAUGUCGGUGAACGAAGCGGUGGUGCAUGGAAUUCCUGGCCCGCAGAAGCUGGUCGAAGGCGACAUCCUCAGUAUUGAUACUGGCUGCAAGCUGAACGGCUGGUGCGGCGACUCCGCGUUCACGCACCCCAUUGGCGAGAUUGACGACGAAAAAAAGCGGCUACUCGAAGUGACCCAAGGCGUGCUGAAGCUGGCGAUCGAUCAGAUUGCCCACUGCAAGCUGUGGAGCGAGGUGGCCAAACAAAUGGAAGAAUACGUCCGCAAAGCGAACUUCUCGGUGGUCGAGAACUUCGUCGGGCACGGCAUUGGCCGCGAAAUGCACGAAGACCCUCAGGUGCCGAACUUCGUCAGCGGGCAGUUCCGCCGCCGCGGCGAUUUCCGCCUCGAGCCGGGCCUGGUCAUCGCGAUCGAGCCGAUGGUGAAUGUGGGCACGAAAUAUGUCGAGGCUCUGCCCGACCAUUGGACCCAGGUAACCGAAGACCGCCGGCCGAGUGCUCACUUCGAGCACACGGUGGCCGUUACCGAAAAGGGGGCCGAAGUGCUCACCGCCGGGCCCGCUCAUGUCAGUUCGGCCUCGAUGAUGUCGGGCAUUGCAAAGUUGAGCUUUGCCGCCUCGGCCGAAGAGUUCGCGUUCAUGCCGCGUUUGCUUGGUGUAGAUAUUCCUAACGACCGCGCGAUUGUCGUUGCGCUCACCUACUUGUACGGCGUUGGUCCUAAGACCGCCCGACAGUUGUGCCACGACGCCGGCAUUGCUCAAGAUACAAAAGCUCGUGAUCUGGCCGACGAUGAAGUCGCCCGCAUUGCGACCUUGCUCGAUAAAGAUUUCGUCGUCGAAGGACAACUCCGACGACAGUUGGCUCAAAACAUUUCGCGAUUGCGAGACAUCGGUUGCUACCGCGGUCUUCGUCAUCGCCGUGGCCUCCCGGUUCGUGGGCAACGUACGAGAACCAACGCUCGUACACGAAAAGGCGUUCGAUCUGUGUCAAAGUCAAAGCGUCGUAAAGUCCGUCGUAAUGUGACCUCGGGCAUCGCCUACAUCAAGGCGACGUUCAAUAACACGACGGUCACCAUCACCGAUUCCAAGGGAGACGCCCUGUGCUGGAGCAGUGCUGGUACCGCCGGGUUCAAGGGAAGCCGCAAGAGCACGCCCUUUGCUGGCCAAAGCGCGGCCAAGCAGUGUGCCGACAAGGCCGCCAAGUUUGGCAUCAAGGAAGUUGAAGUUCGCGUGAAGGGACCAGGCAGCGGACGCGAAAGUGCAAUCACCGCACUUCAGUCGGCCGGGCUGACCAUCAAGUCAAUCGAAGACAUUACCCCCUUGCCACACAAUGGAUGCCGCCCCCGCAAGAAGCGACGCGUAAUAACCGGACCCGUUUGUCGGCUCUGCCGUCGCGAGCGGAUGAAGCUCUUCCUCAAGGGCACCCGUUGCGACACCCCCAAGUGCGCGAUCGAACGACGUGAUUCGCCCCCGGGCAUGCAACAGUCGCGACGCGGCAAACUCACCGACUACGGUAUCCACCUUCGCGAGAAGCAGAAGGUUAAGCACUAUUACGGCGUUCUGGAAAAGCAGUUCCGCAUUUACUUCUCCAAGGCCGAACGGUCGCGAAGAAAUACGGGCGAAGAAUUGAUGAGUCUGCUUGAGCGGCGGCUAGACAAUGUGGUUCACCGCAUGGGUUUCGCGCAAAGCCGUGCACAGGCCCGUCAGAUGGUGGCCCACGGUCACGUGACCCUCAAUGGUCAUCGUGCCGACCGCCCCAGCAUGCUGGUGAAGGUGGGUGACUUGAUCCGAGUGAAGAAUCGGGCCAAAAGCCUUCAGUUGACUCAGGCGAAUAUUGCCGAGAAUUCGCGUUCGGUACCCGACUUUUUGUCAUUGGGCGAGCAGCAGAUUCCCGAGGGUCAGGUGGUCCGCUUGCCGGGCGCCGAGGAUGUUUCUUGCGAUCAACAGAGCCUCACUUCGACCUACGGCAAGUUCGUUGCCGAGCCGUUCGAGCGUGGGUUCGGCACGACGGUCGGAAACAGCCUUCGCCGGAUUUUGCUCUCCGGGCUCGAAGGUAGCGCGGUCACGCAAAUUCGAGUUCACAACGCCCUGCACGAGUUCACCACACUGCCGGGUGUUGUCGAAGAUAUGACCGACAUUGUGCUCAACGUGAAAGCGUUGGUGGUCAAGAACCACAGCGAGCAAACCAAGGUCCUUCGUAUUGAGAAGAACAGCAAGGGCGUGGUUACCGCUGCAGACGUCGAGACCGACGAGUCGGUCGAAGUCAUCAACAAAGAUCACGUGCUAGCCACGUUGACCGAAGAUGUUCCCUUCAUCGUCGAGAUGGUGGUCGAAAACGGGCGUGGCUAUGUCCCUUCGACCGAACACAGCACGAUGGACCAGGAAGUCGGCAUCAUCCCGGUCGACGCCGUGUUCAGCCCCGUGGUGCGAGUCCGCUACGAAGUCGAGGAAACUCGUGUCGGUCAAAAGACGAACUACGACAAGCUGACGCUUGAGAUCUGGACCGAUGGCACGGUCGGGCCCGAGAUGGCCCUGGUCGAAGCGGCCAAAAUCCUCCGCAAGCACCUCAACCCCUUCAUGCAAUACAGCGACCUGGGUGCCUCGGUGCAUUCCGAGUCGCCGGGUCGGGCUUCGGGAGCGGAGAAAGAAGUCGAAGCGAUGCUCAACAUGAGCCUGGCCGAGUUGUCGCUCUCGGUUCGAGCCACGAACUGUCUCGAAUCGGAGAACAUCAACACGGUUCGCGACUUGGUGGGCUACACCGAAGACCAACUGCUUGAGCUGCGAAACUUCGGCGUCGACUACUUCGGUGCCAACCGCACAUUCCCCCAACUAGAUUCAGCGAUAUACCGCAACGAGACGAUCAUGCGACACCGACGAAAAGGUCGAACCCUGGGCCGCAGCCCCAGCCAUCAACGGGCAUUGCUCCGUAAUUUGGCCAGCAGUCUGUUCCUCACCGAAGAGGACACCGACGACGAUAAUGAGCCCAAGGUGAAGGGCCGCGUGAUCACCACACUGCAGAAGGCGAAAGAAGUUCGCCCGUUGGUCGAGCGUUGCAUCACCAUCGCCCGUCGUGGUCUGGUGGCCAUGGAAGAUGCCGAGCAAUACGCAGUCGACGCCGAACGCCACAGCGAGCAAUGGCGGGCUUGGCGACAAAGCGAUAAGUGGAACCAAUGGGCCCAGGCCAUGGCUCCCGCGGUCGAUGCACGACGUCGCGUACUGCGUUUGCUGGGGAACAAAGCCGCCGUUAGCGUGCUGUUCGACGAAGUCGCUCCGCGCUAUACCGAUCGUCCCGGCGGUUACACGCGGAUCAUCCGCUUGGCGAAGCCUCGCCUCGGCGAUGCCGGCACCCGUGCGAUUCUGGAGUUCGUUGGCGUUCGCGAUCGGGUAAGCCAGCGUUCGGUUGCUCCCGCGUUCGAUAGCGACGCUCCGGCCGAGAGUAGCGCUGAGCCCGAGGCCGUGGCCAGCAGCGAAAGCGAAUCGAAGUCGGAAGAGUAG